AUGUUUCCUAAGGAUUAUCUAAUAGUUAAGGAAACAUUAAUUCAUCUGUGGAUAGCUAAUGACCUUAUAUCUUCCAAAGGAAAUAUGGAGGUGGAAGAGAUUGGGAAAAAGAUAUGCAAGGAAUUAUAUUUGCGAUCAUUCUUUCACGAUGCUAUGAACGAAGGAUUGGACUUUUUCAAGAUGCAUGAUCUAGUACAUGAUCUGGCUCAAAGUAUCAUGGACGAUGAAUGUCGUGUUAUAGAGAAUGAUCGACUGGCUAAUUUGUCAAGAGUUCGUCACUUGACGUUGAGUUACUCUGACCCACCAUUUGACAUGCUUUCUGCUCUAUUCAAAGCGGACUCCUUGCGUACUGUAAUGUUAUUGAGUUCUGUCAAAAAGAUUGAAGCGCACAAGUUUCCUCAUGGCUUGUAUUUUCGUUCUUUACGAGCUUUUGAUGCUGGAUGGACUAACUUGACAAACAUAGAGUUAUCAUGUUUACUUUCUCUAAUCGUUGGUUCGAAACAUCUAAGGUAUUUGAAUCUUUCGGGGACUAUGAUCAGAUUCCUUCCCGAGUCAAUUUGUUCCUUGCAAAGCUUACAGACUUUGGAUGUAAGUAAUUGUCGUGAUCUUGAGAAGCUACCCGAGCAUAUGAGUCGCAUAAGGAGUCUUCGUCAUCUUUAUAUCGAAGGUUGUCCUUUAAAUCACAUCCCUCCUAACAUUGGGAAGCUAAGUUGCUUAAGAAGUUUAUGCAGAUUUAUUGUGAAUAGGAGAAGAGGAUGUGGUAUAGAUGAAUUGGGAAGCUUAUUAAACCUUGAAGGUCGUGUGAGAAUCGAGCACCUUGAGAAAGUAAAGAGUCCAACGGAAGCCAAAAAAGCCAAUUUAGCUGGAAAAAUGAAUCUCAAAAGGCUAACUUUAGAGUGGGGCUUAAAUGAAUCCACAGAGUCUUAUAAGAAGAAGACGGCUCAAGUGUUGGAAGCCCUUGAACCUCCCCCAGGUUUAGAAUUUUUGAGAAUUGACAGUUUUAGUGGUAUGCGUUUCCCCGGUUGGUUUAGUAAUAAUGAUGCAAUAUUUCAAAAUUUGGACAGCAUUGAAUUCUUUGAUUGCAAAAACUGUUCGGAACUGCCUACAGGCAUGGGGAAACUUCCAUCUCUAACAUAUCUUGGAAUGUAUAGAAUGGAUUGUCUGCGGUAUGUAGAUGAUGAAUCUGAAUCCUUUGGUACUGGAGAGCUAGAGGGAGCUGGUUACUUGCAAUUGCAAAAGCUGCGCAUUUCUUGUUUAACAAGCUUAGAAAGGUUGUCCAGAUCGAGAAUGGAAAGAAGGGACAUUUUUCCACGCCUGUCUUCUUUGAACAUUGAAGGAUGCCCUAAAUUGACCUCCUUACAUUGUCUUCAGUCAAUCCGGGAGUUAAGUAUAAAAGGAUGCAGUGAGACAGUGUUAGAAUCAGUUUCAAAUCUCCAUACUCUAACAUCACUUGAAAUAUGGAAUAAUGAUGAUUUGGCUUCCUUUCCCGACGGGUUCCUACAUAAUCUCACCGCUCUCAAAUCACUCAAGAUUUCAAGAUUCACAAAGCUUCAAGAUUUGCAAUCUGACAUGCUUAUUGGCCUAACCGCUUUGGAAGAAUUAUCUAUCUCUUCUUGCGAUAUGUUUGAGUGUUUUUCUACGGGAACAUAUCGAGGCUUAAUUAGCCUUAAAAAUAUGCAAAUUGUGAAUUGUAGGAAGUUGAAAAGUUUGUCAGAUAAUUUUGGAGACCUUCCUGCACUUGAAUCAUUGAGGAUCAGUAAAUGUCCAGAGUUGGAGACUUUCCCAAAUGGUCUUAACAAUCUUUCUUCCCUCCAACGUCUGACCCUAUCAGAGUCUAAGUUGACAGCUUUGCCUGAGAACUUACAGCAUCUCCCAGCUCUCAAAGGUAUGCGAAUUUCUGGGUUUCCAAAUCUUGAAAAGUUGCCUGACUGGCUUGGAGACUUGACAUCUCUUUCUUCAUUAUAUAUUAUAUCUUGUCCCAAGUUGGAAUAUCUACCCACAAGUAUCCAAUAUCUCACCAACUUACAAAGCUUGAAUAUCACAAAUUGCCCUAAAUUAGAGGAACGAUGUAAAAAGGAAAUCGGAGAAGACUGGCACAAGAUAGCCCAUGUUCCACGUAUCAACGUGCGUUGAAGCGUGGCCUACUAGCUAGUGACCAACCCACAUAUAACAAGACACUGCAAAUUGUUUGUUCAAAGGGAAAUAAAAUAGUGGAAAUGUCAAUCACAACAACUAUGCUCCAGCUGCCACCCGUUACUUCAGCAGCCCCUAGUAUCUGCAGGAAAACUGAUAAUACAGCUCCUCAUGCCCACUGGUGGUCCUGUAUCCGCGUUUCAGAAGGCUGAGGAUGUGGUGCUUCCAUGAUUGGUGACAAAGUUGAUAAAGUUGUUCAGAAAUUUCAGGUUUGGUUUUGCAGUUCCUAAUCAGAAUGUUAGCAGUGCUGGAUCGGCCAUAAUGAAGAACGUUAGCAGAAAUUUCGUGAUAUGGAUUUGUAUUGUAGAUGCUUUUUAGCAUUUGUAUUAAACCCUUUGCUUAGUGCUUCUAGCCUGAAAGUAUUGAGACUAUAAGAUGUGUCUACAAUUAAUUAGACAUAUUUGCUAUUUGUGGUUUCACCUUCCCUUUUUAUUAAAAACUAAAAAAAUUUGCAAAUAGACACAAACUUUUGUGUGGAGACUGAUGUGUAAAGUUUAUUUAUACGUAAUAUUAUUUCUAGAGUUCUGCAUUA
Molecule: messenger RNA, 2725 nt
Organism: Ziziphus jujuba (common jujube)
Lineage: Eukaryota; Viridiplantae; Streptophyta; Magnoliopsida; Rosales; Rhamnaceae
Product: putative disease resistance protein RGA4
Exons: 3
Coding region: 1-2133 (710 amino acids)
Molecular function (GO): protein binding
Source: RefSeq, a predicted model, not a curated record